Spirodela intermedia is the source of this 3853-nucleotide messenger RNA. The record is from the annotation of a GenBank genome assembly. Lineage: Eukaryota; Viridiplantae; Streptophyta; Magnoliopsida; Alismatales; Araceae.
AUGGAAUCGGCUCUGAAAGCGGUCCUGAGAAGACUGUGCUCCCUCCAUGGUUGGCUCUACGGCGUGUUCCUGCAAGCCAGCCUCGGCGAUCCCGGGUAAUGGCCGUCGGCGCACUUCAUGUCUCUCUCUACCUCGAUCAUUUUCUCGUGUGCGCACCCAGCUGUUGUGUGGGUUUCCUCGCGUUCUCUUCGAGUCUGCAUCGUGGGUUUCACCCAGAUCAGCUUUUCCUCUCUCUCUCUCUCUCUCUCUCUCUCUCUCUCUCUCUCUCUCUCUCUGAAUAUAUGUAUUGAUUUGUGUUGGUCUUUUCUGUUGUUCUUGUUCAUCGUUUCCUUCUUUUUUCUCCCAUUUAUCUUAUUUUGUCCAAUAAAAAGUGUCACUACGUCGAGUUUCUCCGAUUUUGGGGCGAUCUGAAGCUAUUCCAUGGUAGAACGGACGUUAUUCGUCUUCAAUUGGACGACGAUCAUCCCGUCCUCUCCGUAGCUUCCUGCAACAGUCGCGGGUUUUCCGGUUUCUACGAUCGAGCGGCAAUCCCCUUUCGUCCAAGAUUUUACUAUCGUUCUUGAGCAGAACGCUGCUUCCCCUGAGCUGUGGGUGGUUUGACUUUCCCCGCGCAUGCUUCAACCAACUUCCCCAGAAGACCUGCUCGCGUAUAUGAUGCAACACGCCGUCCAGAAUGCUUGUUGUGCUUAUUAGAUCCUUGAUGCACCCCAUGGACAGGUUGCUCGCCCCAGUAGAAAUCUACCACGAAGAGCGGACUCCCGCCGGGAUCAUCGAUGCUCUGCGCCGCGUUCACAGAUUGGGCCAAGGGUAUGCUCGUCACUCGAUGAGUAUGUUAUUUGAUAAACUUUUUUUUUUUCCUCCCAUUCCUGGAAGCUUCCUAUGGAUUUGUGUAAUCUAGUUUUUCUCUAAUGGUGAUCAUUGUUUGAUCUUUAGCCUGCGGAAUUAUGAGAGAGAAACUCAUGUUCUUGAGAGUGUCUGCUGACCAUUCAGUGGUUUUCCGAUUUUUCUCUUUCUAGAACUAUCAGCAAGGUAGUCUUGAGCCGGGGGCAUCACUGGAUCUCCUCAGAUAGUCACUCCCUCGACCCUUUCGGCGCCAUCAAGGUAGAAUCAACCGACAGUUGCUACUUUCACGAAAUUCUUGAGUUGAAGCUGCAAUUUCUUGCAGGAAUAAAGGUUUCCACUCUCUCUCUCUCUCUCUCUCUCUCUCUAUCUGAUUUACAUGAUAUAAUUUCUUCUGAAAGAAAUGAUUCCCUGAUCCUUCAAUCAUAUUUUCGUGUAUAUUUUACAGACUGUUGCAGCCGUGUCUUUGCUUCCAUUCGGUGUUGUCCUGUUCGGCUCCACUCUGAAGGUGAGAACCUACAGAGCCAUGAACGUGAAGAACAUCAAUCUGUCCUGCAUAAAUGCUGACAUUAGUUCCCCCGCGAGCUAUAGUCCUUAAGUGUAUUCCUAAUUUGUGGGUUUGAUUAAAAUCAGCUGAUCGAUGAUGUGUUUAGUUUCCAAUUAAGGAAAAUUUUCUUCUUUGUCAUCUUGCACCCUGCCCGUUUUCCUUAUUUUAUCCACAUCUCAAUCAUACUUUCUGGUCAGAGUUCUAGUCGAAGUCUUGACCAUUUCCAUACCUUGAAAUCCUGUGGUUUCCAUGAAUGAGGGCUCUUGAAUGUGGUCAAAAAUGGGUAUUUAACAUUUCUGUUGAUAUCUAAAUGCUCGAAGACAGAAUAGCUUCGCAUCAUGAUCAGAAAAUCAUAGGUAAUCAAAGAAGAUUACAACAUUCCUGAUUGAUGGGUUUAAUUAUAUCCGGAUGAUCGAAGAUGGGCUUGGUUUAAAAUCAAGGAAAAUUGACGCCAUGUCCCUUUUUUUGUACCCUGUCAGGUUCCCGAGAGCUCAGACUUUGUCAACCAGAUCAGGCACAGUUUUAGGAAGCUUGGGAAUUUCUCGGGGCUCCUCCAUGGAGGCGAUCAGAAUUCAAGCAUUAGAGAGGGAGCACAAGAACUGCCAGGGGGGUUAUCUUCGUUGGUUCUGUCUGGAAAUUUCUGCGAGGACGUGUACAGAGCCAUGGUGAGGCCCGCGUUGGCUUCUGUGCAGAUGCUUCCUCCUGAUGGCCCCAAUCCUGCUAGAUUGGUUAGGGAAAGCUAUGCCAUCGAUCAAUGGCUGCCAUCGAUUAGGGGCGGCUCGUCGGGCUGUGAUCCUCCACAUCCCACGGAUUGGGAGGUGGAGAGAUUUCUAUUAUCGUCAGAAGGUGAGGACCUUCCUGGUCUUCUCCCCUUGUCCUCUCAAGAUCGAGAUGAGGGCUGCCGUGGGCCCACUGGAGAUUCUCUCGGGAAGAGCUGCGCCGAGGGAGGGAGCACUUCCGGUCAGCUCGAGGGGAUUCCCUCAGACUUUGACCUGUUCGAGGGCAUGGAACUGGAUCUCAGGAAAGCAUUCCUCGGGCAGGCAUUCUGGGACGACGUUUUUGUGUCGACGGAGGACGGGGAUCUCAAGAAUGUGUUGGCUUUUCCAGAGAAAGAAAAGGUUGACUCUUCCACCAGCCAUUCUUCUGCCAUCAGCAAUGCAAAAUCGGUCAACAAUCUUGAGCCCGAGAACCAGUACUCCGCAUCCUCUGACUUUGGAGGGCAGUUGACUGACAUGGAAACUUUGGAUCUGUCGAUCCCCGUAUAUGGAGGUGAUGGGAUCCGAACAGAGUCCUCUGGUGGAGCGCCGUUGGUGUCUGAAUUUGGUCAACUGUUUGGCGACAGCUGUAGUCGGAGUCCUGGGAAUUCUGUGGUGGGGUGUCUCCUGAAGACUGGAGAAGGUGGCAAGGCCCCGAAGAAGAGGGCCCGGCCCGGGGAGAGCACCCGGCCCAGGCCCAGAGACCGUCAGCAGAUUCAAGACCGAGUCAAGGAGCUGAGGGAAAUCGUCCCCAAUGGGGCAAAGGUUGACUUUUUUUCCCGGUCUCCCCUGGUUAUUUCUUUACAUGGAUUAUGAUGAGCAACGACUUGGCUAAAAGUUUGUUUUUAUGCAACAGUGUAGUAUCGAUGCUUUGCUGGCUCGGACAGUCAACCAUAUGCUGUUCUUGCAAGGAGUGAUCAAAUACGCUGACAAAAUUAAACAAACUGAUGAGCCAAAGGUGAUUCAUUUUCUGGUCCUCACCGAUCAUCUGAAGUUGACUUUUAUUUCCUCUGAGAAACUCGAUUCAAUUCGUUUUUUUUUUUUUGUUCUUGUAAAAUAAUAGAUGAUCACCGAGGAGAGUGGCAUCAUUUUGAGGGAUGACCACGGCGGUGCCACCUGGGCGUAUGAAGUGGCAGGUCAAACCAUUGUCUGCCCUGCGUCCAUUCAGGAAGUCAACCCCCUCGGUCAGAUGCUCAUCGAGGUGAUCCACUACCCGCAUUUUCUUCUGAUGUGAUGUGGUUGACUAAAAUAUUAUCCUCACUGUUGUUGACUUUCGUUCUGUUCCGUAGAUUCUCUGUGAAGAUCAUGGGUCUUUCCUCGAGAUUGCGGAUUCCAUCCGUGGGUUCGGGUUGACCAUCCUGAAAGGCGUGAUGGAGGCCCGCAAUCGGAGAAUAUGGGCGCGGUUCCUGGUCGAGGUAGGACCAGCCGGAACAAAGAUCCUCAGCUUAUGUGGUUGACUUUGCUUCAAUCGGGAAGAACAUGGGGCGAACUUGUUUGACCUUGGAUUCAACUUUGACUUACGCAGGCGAAUCGGAAUACCAACAGGAUGGAGAUAUUUCUGCAUCUGGUUCAGCUCCUGGCGAAGAUGUCUGGAAGUGGCGGCUCUAAAGAUGGCCCGGGCAGGGUCAUUGACUGCGGGAUUUCCGGAGUGGGAGCUUAUCAGCAAUCUCUCAUGGCAGUGCCGUCCGGGUCAGCAGAUCGGGCCAGGUGA